AUGGGCUUGCACCCACAUCAGAAAGCUGCAUUUAUCGGAAUGUCCCCUGCCCAGUCGAUAUAUAUAAUUAACCUCUUGACCAUUUCCUCAACACAGCAUCAUUCCAGUGUUUUCAAGAUAAAAAAUUCUCCUUUCCUCAUAUACCCAUCGAAAGCCAAGAUGAUUAGUUCAAGAAAGCUCGUCAAGAUGGCAAGGAAGUGGCAAAGGCUGGCUGCCCUUGGAAGAAAACGAAUUACAAGCCCUAGAAAAAAUGAGGAAGCUAGUACUACCUAUAACCGUUCUUCUUCUAUGGCUGAGAAAGGCCAUUUUAUUGUGUACACAGCUGAUAAAAAGCGAUAUGCUUUCCCCAUAGCCUAUCUGAACAAUUACAUAUUAAGGGAGCUACUCAUAAUGUCAGAAGAAGAGUUUGGAUUACGAAGCGAUGGACCAAUCACAUUGCCUUGCGAUGCUAUAUUUUUGGAUUAUGCAAUUUCGUUAAUACAGAAUAAGGCAACAAAAGAUGUUGAGAAAGCUUUGCUUAUAUCCAUGUCUAAAGUUUACCUCAGGACAUUUCUUCUUGAUAAUCUUAUGGUUUUGUAA
Messenger RNA from Fraxinus pennsylvanica, 579 nucleotides. Lineage: Eukaryota; Viridiplantae; Streptophyta; Magnoliopsida; Lamiales; Oleaceae. The record is from the annotation of a GenBank genome assembly.